AUGGGGAGAACCAGACGCAGAGAAACCGAGAGAGAUGCUAGCUAUUGUUUCCUUUUCAUCAAAAACCUGGAAGGGGCAGCUCUCGAGUGGUUUUCCUGCCUUAAGCGGAACUCAAUCGGAAGUUUUCGCCAGCUUGCAUCAGAGUUUCUCAAACACUACUCUAUGUUCAUAGAUAGAGAAACCUCCGACGUCGACCUCUGGAGCCUUUCCCAAAGGGAAGACGAGCCUCUCCGCGAUUUCAUAAGCAGGUUCAAGCUAGUCAUGUCCAGGGUCAGCAGAAUUAGCGACAAGGUAGCCAUCGACGUGCUCAGAAAAACGCUCUGGUACAAGUCGAAAUUCAGAAAGUGGAUAACCCUGGACAAGCCGCGUACAAUCCAGGAUGCUCUUCACAAAGCAACCGACUACAUCAUCAUCGAAGAAGAGACGAGAGUCCUGUCGCAAAAACAGAAGCCGACGAAAUCGUCUUCGAAGGACGCAGACCAAAAGCCCAAGAAGAAAAGCUCUCGUAACGACAAGUACGUCCAUCAUGAGGGAGAAGAACUCCAAGGAGCGCAUAACUACGCGAUCAACUCAGAGCAGGGUAGGACUUCAGGCAAUACAUGGAUCCGAAAUCCCAACUACUACGAGAACACCUACUGUGAGUUCCAUCAGACCCGAGGGCACGCCACAAUCAACUGUAAAGUCCUUGGUGCAAGAUUGGCGGCGAAGCUACUCUCCGGGGAACUCUCCGAAAUCACUAGUGUCAAGGAUCUCAUCCGCGAGACGGAUCGUCCCCCAAAGACUGACAAAAGUUCACCCCCGGAAGCUCCUCCUCAGGGAAACCAAUCGGGAGAUAAGCGCGGAACGAGGCAAGACGACAAGGGACAGCAAUCGCCGUAG
Messenger RNA from Brassica oleracea var. oleracea, 879 nucleotides. RefSeq lists its product as uncharacterized. The transcript has a single exon. Lineage: Eukaryota; Viridiplantae; Streptophyta; Magnoliopsida; Brassicales; Brassicaceae. The record is from RefSeq and is a predicted model, not a curated record. The coding region runs from base 1 to 879 and encodes 292 amino acids.